UUAUGGCUGCGAGACAUUUUCUUGUGGAAGCUGCAAUGCGGGAAGAACGCACAGAGCGGCAAAGAAACCGUCGUCGUCUCCGGCUCCAACUGGAUGUCGAACAUAUUCCCGACUUAGAAUUUGUAAGAAAUUACAGACUAAGUCGGGAAUUGUUCGAACAAUUGUGCCAGGACAUAAUUCCCAUACUCCCUCCGAAGAUGAGAAAACAUGGGAUCGAACCCACCCACAAAAUACUUACUGCGUUGCAGUUUUUUGCCCGCGGCAGCUACCAAGGCUCUGUGGGUCAAAAUAUGGACGCACCCAUGGCCCAACAAACCGUCUCACGAUGCUUGCGUGAAGUAACAUCGGCACUCAAUGCACCCAAUAUCCUCAGGAAACACAUAAAAUUCCCGCAAACCCGAAGCGAUAGGAUGUCCAUUAAGCAGAGAUUCUAUGAGAAGUAUGGGAUUCCUGGAGUUAUUGGGUGCAUUGAUUGCACGCAUGUUGCCAUAGUAAGACCCGUUGAGCACGAAGAACAAUUCUUCAAUCGAAAGCAUUUUCAUUCAAUCAACACACAAGUUAUAUGUGAUAGUGAUUUAUUGAUCACCAAUGUGGAUGCGGGAUAUGGUGGAGCAACACAUGAUGCCUACAUUUGGAGGGAAUCUGAAAUUCGCUCCCACCUGGAGAGUCUUCAAAGCGAGACAUCCUAUCUACUGGGUGAUUCUGGUUAUGCUCUUCGGGAGUAUAUGAUGACCCCAGUGGAUAAUGCCAUCGAGGACUCUCCAGAGGGAAGGUAUAAUUCCCUCCAAAAACGUGCACGCUCCACCAUAGAACGUACAUUUGGUGUCCUCAAAGGUCGAUGGCGAUGUCUUUUAUCAGCUCGGGAACUUCAUUACUGCCCAGCCACUGCAGGUCAAAUAAUAUUGGCCUGUUGUGUUUUACACAAUAUUUGUGUUCGGGCUGGUAUUGAAGCUCCAGAGUUGUUACAAGAUGACAUCGACUCUGAGAGGACACGACAGGUGGCAUCCCAGGCAGCAUCAUCAUCGACCAGCCAAGCGUUACAGGCUGGUCGAAGAGCGAGGCUGACCUUAAUCCAAACAUUGGAAAGACACCGAUAACGCAUGAAGACAACAAUGCUUUUUUUUAUUUUUACC
Spodoptera litura is the source of this 1133-nucleotide messenger RNA. The record is from RefSeq and is a predicted model, not a curated record. Lineage: Eukaryota; Metazoa; Arthropoda; Insecta; Lepidoptera; Noctuidae.